CAGACCAAGAAGAAGAAAGAAAGAAAGAAGAUGGAUUUGACUAACAUAGGCUUUGAUCCCACAAUGCUGAUGGCUCUCCAGGACAUGCUAGACAUGUACGAGGAGCCGGUGCCGCACACCACAUCAAGAACCUACGUGAGAGAUGGGAAGGCCAUGGCUGCAACCCAAGCGGACGUCGAGGAGUACCCAAAUGCAUACUUGUUCUUGGUGGACAUGCCGGGGCUCAAGGCCUAUAAAAUUAAGGUCCACAUUGAGGACGAGAACGUGCUGGUGGUCUACGGAGAGAGGAAGCAGGACAAGGAUGAAAAGGACAAGAAAGAAAUGGUGAAGUACAUGAAGAUCGAGAGGAGGUUUGGUAAGUUUCUAAAGAGGUUUGUGUUGGCUGAAAAUGCAGACAUGGAUACCAUAUCGGCCAUCUACCAGGAUGGUGUGCUGACCGUUACUGUGGAGAAGAAGUAUCUGCCGGAGGCCAAGCCACGCAAGACGAUUGAGGUCCGAGUUGGCAAAUAACCACAUGUACUUCAUCAUCUCAUAUGUAGACAUGGCUUCAAGCUC
This is a messenger RNA of Vitis riparia (riverbank grape), 555 nucleotides long. Its product is annotated as 18.8 kDa class II heat shock protein-like. Bases 31 to 510 code for a protein of 159 amino acids. The transcript has a single exon. Lineage: Eukaryota; Viridiplantae; Streptophyta; Magnoliopsida; Vitales; Vitaceae. The record is from RefSeq and is a predicted model, not a curated record. Gene Ontology annotation, biological process: response to salt stress; response to heat; protein complex oligomerization.